AUCAUCGUCAUCAUUCUGCACUCACGGCGAGUAUUCUGCUGAAGUGAAGACGUGAAAAUUGUUGUCUUAGUCGCAAGGAGGGUUUCUGCGUUGGAAAAUUUCGAAAAGUUGGAUACUGGACUCUGCAAAGAUCGCUGGAAAGUGCCUCCGGAUGUAGGGAAAAGUUUAUCUGCACGAAUUAGAGUUUGCACGUUAUGCAAGGUGAAGAAAAUUCCGAAAAGCUGAGGAUCGUCCCCGUACACAUCGCACGCAGAAGGCACUGCUGAAGUAGGAAAACGGGUGAGAAACCGUAAUAGCAAUAGCGUGACACGACACGCGUAGAAACGAGACAGAAAACCACGGCGAUACGAGAACGCUUUCUGUUUCUUUCAGGGUGUGGUGGUAAGGUGCCCAUUUGUAAAAGAAAUUAGGUUUAUCCAGUGUUGUAAACUUUGGGCGGAGUGACCUAUUCGCUUUCACGUAUUUCGUCUGCAAGAGGCUGAAUCAGACCUGCGUUGGUAAUAGGUGAAACGUGAGACGAUUGCGUAGCGGUGUCACGCGUCAGGUAAAAUAAGAAUAAGGCGAACAGCAGUAAGAGAAAAUCGACACUCGUCUCGUAGUUAGUGACGCUACUGCAGAUCCUUAUUAUCUGUGAAGUGCUUUUAUAAUCGGCAACAUAUACGUAGCGAGCUACAAAUAAAGUGUUCAUAACCGAUAGAAAACAAUCCGGAAAAAGUCACAACUGAAACAAACGCAUUAGAGUGAUUUAAGGAUAGCCUGUAUAGCGAAAACAUGAAUGAGCUCGAAGCACUGCGACAGGAAGCGGAGACGCUGAAGAACGCGAUACGUGAUGCUCGGAAGGCAGCCUGUGAUACAUCGUUGGUCCAGGCCACGAAUAAUCUGGAACCCAUCGGUAGGAUACAGAUGCGAACUAGACGUACCUUGCGGGGUCAUUUAGCUAAGAUCUACGCGAUGCAUUGGGGUAGCGAUUCUAGAAAUCUAGUAUCGGCAUCUCAGGACGGUAAACUAAUCGUGUGGGACUCGCACACGACGAACAAGGUUCACGCGAUACCCUUGCGUUCGUCUUGGGUAAUGACCUGUGCAUAUGCUCCAUCCGGGAAUUUUGUUGCCUGCGGAGGACUUGACAAUAUCUGUUCAAUCUAUAACCUCAAAACAAGAGAAGGAAACGUCCGAGUAUCACGAGAACUGCCCGGCCAUACAGGAUAUCUGUCUUGCUGCCGUUUUUUGGAUGACAACCAAAUAGUGACUAGCUCGGGCGACAUGUCAUGUGGGCUGUGGGAUAUCGAGACCGGUCAGCAGUGUACAUCGUUUCUCGGACAUACCGGUGACGUGAUGGCACUGUCCGUCUCGCCCCAGUUCCGGGUCUUUGUGUCCGGAGCGUGCGAUGCCUCCGCCAAGUUGUGGGACGUCCGGGAGGGCCAGUGCAAACAAACAUUUCCGGGACACGAGAGCGAUAUAAACGCGGUUACAUUUUUCCCAAAUGGACACGCGUUUGCGACCGGUUCCGACGAUGCCACCUGUCGGCUCUUUGACAUUCGUGCCGAUCAGGAGUUAGCGAUGUACUCGCAUGAUAACAUUAUCUGCGGAAUUACUUCGGUGGCGUUCUCUAAAUCGGGUCGUCUAUUACUGGCAGGCUAUGAUGAUUUUAAUUGUAACGUUUGGGACACACUGAAAGCAGAACGUGCCGGUAUUCUUGCUGGCCACGAUAACCGCGUGUCUUGCUUAGGUGUAACAGAGAAUGGAAUGGCGGUAGCUACCGGGUCCUGGGACUCGUUUCUGCGGGUAUGGAACUAAGCUUUGUGUGCGUUUUUAAUUAUCUAAAAAUAUAAGAUGUAAGAAUCACAAUUUUUAUAACAAAACAAAAGCUGUAAGAAAAGGAACCACAAACUACACACAAAUAUUAAAUUGUUUAGAAAAUUAAUAAUAAAUUAUCAAUAUAAUUAUAAAUCUGAAAAUUUACAUUGUAAAAAAUACCAUACUAGAUUUUUUCUUAUGCGUUACGCUAUUAUAAAGACUCGGUUUAAACGAGAUUUGCGGGACUUUUCGGAAGUAAUUUAACAAGCGAAAUCUAUAUAGCAAUUAGAUGGUAUAUACCGAUAUGUAGUGAAUUAAGAAAUCAAAUUUUAGUGAAGAAGACGAGCGUUAGAGACGAUAGAACCUUUUUUUUGUACAAAUUUAAAGUCAUAUUCGAAUCAACAAUGUUGGCUCGAAAACUUUAGAAGUGCUACUCAUGUCUGCUUGAAAUGUAUCAUUUGCUAAACUUAGCACCUGCCGCGUAUUGUGUGUUAUCAUGCUUAUUGCUAAGUGUUUUAUGUAUCAGGUAUUUAUUAUACAUUUUAAUUGUAAGAAACUUGUGGAAAAUGAAAAGGCAGUUAAGAAACAAUAGAAACGGAAGACGUGGGACUAAACACCGAAUAUAGACUCGUUCGUUUAUAGAUCACGGUUCAAUAAUUUCGAAUAUUGCCAGCCCACCAGGCACCAGAAAUGACGCAAGUUAUGUUAUUUUUCCCAUCCAGUAUAUUCACAUAUUCCUUGGCCCAUCCAGUAUAUUCGGAAGUUCCUUAGAGUUCAAACUUAGAACUAGGGACUUUAUUCAUAUGCAAAUAAGUGGUGCAUAUUGUUGACAACAUAUUGAGUCAGUAUAGCGUUCAACACCGGCACCAUAGUGACAAGAAAAAAAAUGACCCCCAUCGGCUCACCCUCGAGUCGAUACCUAGUCCCACCAGGAGUACUUGCACCAAAUUUGAAGCAAAUCGCAUUUUCACCGCUAGGUGGCACUGUAUGCCUCGUAUUAUCACUGUAGGUGAAAAAAAUUUAUUUAUCUGCAACUUUGUCGAAGACUGCUAGUCAUUUCGGCUUUGUUAAAAGAGGUUAUGAAACAUUUAUUGAAGUGAUGUCUGAGUCAGUUUUGCAUUGGGCGUAGCAGUGCAUGGUUGAAUAUCACUACUCAAACUAAACAUUUUUGUGAAAUAAUGGUGAGAUUUAGCUCAAUAGCACAUUCAGAAGAAUUAUAGUAAAUAAUACGAGACAUGUUUUGGUUGGAAUAUUUUAGUUCCACAUGCUACCGCAUAGAGAACACCAACACUAACUUUUCAACGGAGAGAGAUAGACAUUAUGUGUCUUCUACAAAGUUGUAGAACAGGAAUUUUGCAGCAAUUCUUCCAAACAUUUGCAGCAAUUGUUCCAAACAUCUCGAUAUUACCUCUCUUUUAUGAAAAGAUAGUGUUGACGCCCUCUAUGCGUUCAUGGAACUGAAAGUUUCUAACCAAAACAAUUGACUAAUCCAUGUGCAGUUGUGUUAGUGCGAGAUUGAUGUUAAACCGGGUGGAUUUUUUGCCAAAUGAGGUUAAAUCAGAUGGCGAAUUGUAAACAUCGCGUUAUAUGUAUGUUGUCCAUACACAUUGAAACUGUGUUGGUGUCCUAGAUGUCAAAUAAGUCAAUACUCGUAUUAUUUCCUAUAUAAUUCCUCGGAAGAUACUAUUGAGCUAAACUUACCCGUUAUUUCUGAAAAUGUGUAGUUCGUAGUAAUCAAGUACUGAUACACUGCCCAUAAAAGCAUAAGAGUCCCAUAUAGAUUUUUGUCGAAAAUGAGUUAUCUGUUGGUUUGUAUUCUGUAUCACCACAGAAUCACGAUGCAUAAUUAAGAUUACCAGGUUUGUUUAGAAAAUAUCGAAAAAAAAUACCAAAUCAUGGUUGACAAACCAUAAGACUUAAUGAAAAUGUAAAUCUUGAACAGCGUUUUUCUCGACUUGCUGUUUUGCAAUGUGGUAUUCUUAUGCUUUUAUGGGCAAUACACAACCAUGUACUGCUACGCCCCACACAGAACUGACUCUUCGUUAAAAGUUUUAUUACUUCGUUGAAUGUUGCAUAACUUCUUUUAACAACUCCGGAUUGACUAGCAGUCUUUGACAAAGUUGUAGAAAAUUAAAUUAUUUUUCUUAUUUUCACUUGCAGUGAUAAUACGAUGGGUACAGUGCCACCUAGCGAUGAAAAUGUGAGCUAGUGGUUUUCUCCAUGUAAGUGUUGAAAAAUCCGAUACAAACUUCAGGCACGCUGUUCUUUUAGCUAGACUUGAUUUGCUUUAAAUUUGGUGCAAGUAUUCCUAGUAGGACUAGGAAUCGACUCAAGAGUGGUCCGAUUGAGUUUUCAAAAAUUCAUUAUUUUUCUUGGCAAUCUAACCGGCACGCGUCGUAGAGGGUACGAAUCCCGACCAUAGAUCAGUCAUUGUUUGUCGGGAAUUUAAAAAAGAUCGCGUAAGCCACAUCAAAUUUUGAAAACACACACAGUACUACGGUUAUUUGCUGAUUGAGCAGUAUGGCAGGUUGGCCUGGUAGGUGGUGGUGGUUGUGUCGAAGAUGCCUGUGAAGUCUGUGUUACGUUACAUGUUUUGUAAUAGUAAUUUUCGCGCAGGACUUUCCGUUAUUCACAGCCUGUUUACAUAACUGAUAUGUGGCAAUCAGGUUGUCAGAGAGAUUUUGGAAAAUUUCAUGAUUGAGAGUCAUAAAGGAAGCCAUAGGACCGACUAAUCAUAGUCUCAACAUAAGAACACUGUUCGCAAUGCCCGGAAAAAUGACAUAAAUUUUCCAACUUUACACUUAUAGUGUCACAGCCUGGAUACAGACGAUUUUAAAAACAAUUAAUCUGCAUUUUCUAGUUUAAUAAUCAUCCCACUUCAUGGAUAGAAUCUUGCAGCUUCUCAAAUCAAUAACAACCGUGUUGAUUCAAAAUGGUGGUAAUUAAAAUAAUCUUUCUACGCUUCAAAUUUACCUAUUUUUGUUCACGUACCUCCCGGUCAAACCAUUCGGAAUUUGAUUCGGAAUCCUGAAUGGAGUUGAUAUCCAUACUGACUCCAUUCGGAAAUCCGAACCGGUUCCGGAAUGAGUUUAACUGGGCUCCUGCGAUCUUGUCAUUUUCUCACUUAACGGCUUGUCAUUUUCUCACUUAACAUGCACAAAAAGCGAAAUAUACUGAUGAAAAAUUGAGCAGGGCGAAGAACACUGCAAAGUGCAGAUCACACGUACAAAAUGAAACAUACGAAUUCAAACGAUGCACAAUUUCGCACAAAGUUCUAGCCUGCGAAGUGAACUAAAACUCAAAAUAAGUUUAGGGCCCUAUUCUCACAGUCACGCCACCUAGUGACAAGAAGAAAAUUUCCUUCUAUCCUUGAUCGGGUGAACUAUGUUGACAUCUUUUAUAAUUGCCUUCACUGUUUCUCUACGUUUAGGGUCACGAUGCACACAAAGGGAACUUAAAUUGCACAUAUGGGAGCGAUAAACAGCAAAACGAAUUCGUCAACUCUUGACCUAUUUGGAAAGAAUCGGUUUUAAAAGAUUUGGAAUUUAGUCCAGUUUCUGUGUUCUUAUUAGAGUUCGAAUCCGUUGACUGUUUCCGGAAUCCCUGUGGAGUAUAUCCGACAUCCAAGUAAGCUGAGGGACGAGUUUUGAAGAAACAUCUCAUAAAUUUAAGUAGAAUUUUUUUCGAACAUAUGGCUAUUUUUCAUUUAACCUUCACUAUGGACUAGAAUUGGACCAAUUUUGGUUACUGGAAAACUGUUCCGGGAAAUCCUUUGAAAAUGUAUAUACCUUUGCGUCAUUUCAGAUUUUUGGAUUCAUAGAUUUAUACGAAAUGCAAAGUUCUUCAAAUCAUACGAUUCUGAAAACCGGUUCCGGAUGAAAUGAAAUAAGGACAUUUGACGGCAUUUUGAAAACCAAAAUGGCGGUUUCCGGUUAGCACUAAACAAUUAAAACCAUCAUCAAUAUGGGCAUCAUUUGUAAGAGAAUGAUUAGUAGAAAAUAUUGAUUUUUGAUCCUAUUUUGAAGACCAAGAUGGCGGUUUACGGUUACCAUAAAACAUUAAAAACCAUCAUCAAUAUUGGUGUCAUUCGAAAGGGGGUGGUUAGUAGAAGGCAGAAAUUGAUCAUUGAUGCCAUUUUGAAAACCAAGAAGGUGAUGUCCGGUUAGACAUGCGCACAGCCGGCGGUAGUUGUAACAUACGUCGACGGCGAACAAUAGGCUCGAAAAUUCCCAAUAUUCUAAUUUUUACCAAAAGAAGACAAACUACUACUAUGAUAUAAGUUCACUUAGUUUCCGAUUACUCACCAUGAACAAAAAACAUUAGUUUUAUACUUAUGUUGAAUUUGCUUCCGUACCGCAUUACUUGUGAAGUUUAUUGUUUUUUUUUGUAAAUUUCAUUUACGAUUUCCGCUAUGUCAUUACCAAAUCGACAAUUUAAUGAAUAUUACAAUGACUAAAUGUUGACUCGUGAUUAUAUGCAUAAAUCUACAUUGUUUACGGUCCCUCUAUACGCCCUGAUUGAUUCUGGAUUUAUUACAUCUUGGUGCAAUUCGUGAAAUAUGCAAUUUUGGGCAUGAUCUUAAUUCAGCUUUUUGCUGGUGGCUGCGUUUUCAAAUGCGCACUCUAUUUUGACAAGUCGUUUGUACAGUGUCAACUUUGACAACACGUCAGCGGUGUCAAUUUUGACAAGCGGUCUCAUCAGCCUUGAGUUUCACGGCUAUCAUGUAUCCUGCUUAUUUAUUUUCUUAAUAAACGUUAAACGUCAAAUUUCAAAUUUGUUAGUUUAUUUUCAAACGCCUUUUUCGAUGAUUUUAUUUUCUUCGUGAAUUUAUUUAUAAGCAUAUUUUCAGCUGUUUGAAAGUGUCGAGAGAAUUAUGCGAUUUGAACCUCUGCUCUUACUUAAAUUCAUCCCACAUGAAAUUACUAAUAAUAGCUACACGAAACUUGCUUUUAAACUACGCGGAAAAGCAUCUUCUAACUAUCGUUAGAAGAUGCUCAGUACCUAAACCUAGACCUAAACAAUAUUUGUUCACACCUGAUUUUGAAUACAAAUUUGUAGCAAAAUUUAGCACCAAGAAUUGACAAUUGUCAGCUACAGCUGCAUCUGCGUUUACCGAAGAAAUCGGUAGCAAUUCACCUGACUUAUUAGUUUCGACUAGAUUGAGUAUCGCUGAUUGGUUUUACUCAGUUUGCUAAUCGCCCAAUUACAUGAUAAGACUGAUUAAUUGCCGUAUUGGUCGACCGAUUUUUGUAUGCCGAUUGCGAGUAGCGAAUAGUUUUGAAUAGCAGAUGUUCUGUAUCCACAUUUCGAGUUAAGUGCCGCUGUUGAAUGGGACUACAGUUGACUGUGCGGAUCUGUACCGAAAUCAGUUUAGUCUUUCAACUGAAAAACUAUUUAUAUUUGACGUUCAAUUUUAGUUGAGAGCAGAAGUGAACGCCUACCACGAUCAAAAAAUUGAAUCUGAAGGACGGUUUGUCAAAUUUGACAAGACUGAUGAUUUGUCAAAAUUGACAUUGGACGGACGACUUGUCAAAGUGGGGUGCGCAUUUGGGGACGCAGCCACCAACAAAAAGCUGAAUACUUAAUACGAAACUCUGACAGCUAUUCACGGAUUCGUGAACAGGUUUUUGCGAAAAGUGAGUGAUCAGACCGAGUGAACUUAUAUCUUAGUAGUUUUUUUUGUAAAAGCAAGCAUAUUCGGAACAUUCGAAUGAGUAAAUAAUCGGCGUGGGAAAUAAGUUAAGUUAAAUGAGCCUAUGGUUCAGAGUCGGCGUAUGUAGUAUAUCUAACCCGUGCACAUAUCUAAUCGGAGGUCGCCAUCUUAGUGGUCCAUUUUUGUCUUCCACUGAACACUCCCUUUCAAAUGACACCAAUAUUAUGAUGAUGGUUUUCACUGUUUUGUGGUAACCGGAAAUCGCUAUAAUGGUUUUCGACAUGUUGUUAAAUGUCCUUAUUUCAUUCCAUCCGGAACCGGUGCCGGAAUGGCCAUACUGUAGGAGUGUAUAAUUUGACGUAUUUCGUUUAAAUCUAUGAAUCUAAAAUGCUGGAAUUAUAGAGAGGUAUAUAGAUUUUCGAAGGUUCUCCCGGAAAUAGCUUGGAUGCCCACAGAGAUUCCGAAUAAUUCAGGAAUCGGUCAACGGAUUCGAACGCUAAUAGGGACACAGGCUGGACUAAAUUCCAGAUCUUUUAAAGUUGGUUCCAUCCAAAGCUGCCAAAAAUUAAUGAAAUGACGGCAUAAUUAAAAUGAAAUUUUAAGAAAAAUUAUAACCUGGUAAAGUUUAACAAGAACACAACCAUAAUACAACUGUUCAAUACAUUUGUAGUCAGAUUUUUGCCGUGCAAAGCGCUACCACCGAUUGGUCCCCAUUCACCGAUCAUUUUGAUUCAAAAAUCGUUUUAAUUCGAAUACUGAACGAAAUUUAGGAAUUAUAAUUAAAGCGAAACAUGAAAGUAGUACGUACAACAUAAACACAAUACAAAUUUUCAGUAUACAUCUUUUCUUAAUUCGCCAAAUAAGCAUUUUUGUAUGCAAUGUUGCAUCAAACGCCAUUUUUGCGUUGUUUUUUUGUAACUUAUAAACCUAGAAUUUUCAAUAUAAAUAAUGAUCGGUAAAUGGGCCUUUGAAAAUUCUAUUUACUGAUCACGAAAUAAUUAAGCGCAUUCAGACCGCAAUUUGCAAAAGGUGUGAAUACUCCGAUAAGCAAUUGCAACUGGCGUUAGCUACAGUUGAACGUGGUAUGUCAAUCCAAUACCCGGUAAUCCACUGGUUAUGAAGAACUCUGAAUUUAUGAGUGAAUUUCGAGCGUCAAAAGUUAAUGUUAGGUCUGUUUCAGUGCCAGGAGAAACCUGAAAUACUCCGGAGCAAACAGAAAAUUCGUCGGAGAAGUUCGUUCCUGUAUUCACUUCUCUUUUUGUCUUUUUCGGGGAAGAAAAACGGAGCGAAUAGGACAAAGUUUUUUUUUUUUACUCCUGUUUGCUACGGAACUACUGGAAGCAAGAAGCGUGUUUUGUAACAAACCCAUUUUUGUUUUCAGGUUGAAUUUUUUACGACCCUGAAUAGAUGCAAUCUCGUGAAAUUUUUCUGUUUACCCAGGGUUAGGUUUUACCCUGGUCAUAUCCAGACUUCGCUCAUAAUCAUCGCCAAUCACCCAUAACUUAUCAUUGACCGACUAAUCGUCUGUGCAGCAUGCACCCACAGAGAACAGCUUGUGUAAACUUGUGUAAAAAUCCCUAACGGUUUCGAAAGUAGUUGGGAUAUCUAAACCAGGUGCGCUGCUGUCGUCAUGUUUUUGUGGCUGAGUUCGAAUGAAUUGACAGUGGUUAUUUCUCUACCCAGUCAAACUAGUCCGGAACCGGUGUACUGUUUACCUAAUUUGAUAUCGCAAACAAACAACAAAUACUUACUUGUUGUUUACUUGUUUUCAAUUAGCUCUCAUGAAAUACAAGAAAAUUUCUAAAUGAUCGAUGAAAUAGUGCAAAAAAAACUAACGCUUAUUCUUCUUAGUUAUUAGAAAAGUUUGUGGCAAAAUCAACAGUAAAUUCAUUAACAUAUUGCAAUCAAUAGUAUUCUGGCUACUUAUGUCGAAUCGCCUAGCAAGAAUAUAUGAGGUUAUUCCGAGCAAACUGACAGAGGCAAGAGUGAUAGGCCUUCGCAGAUUUCAGCUAAUGCUUAAGUUCAAGUAUAGCCCAUAUAUAAAAACUCUGAUUUAGUAUUAAUAUUUGGAUGAAUUAUUAAAAGCCUCGAUCGGGUAUUUCACAAUUUUCAACCAACUUUUAUGAUGAUACUGUUUCUUAGGAACGAAGCAACGAUAUUGACGCCAAUUCAUUCGCAUUCCGUCGUUUGAAGACCUAGUAAGUAACGAAAUAUUGCGUCCCCUUCCCUAACAGAGCUCAGAUAGAUUGCCCAUUAAAGCAUAACAGUCCCAUAUGAAUUUCUGUUAAAAAUGAAUUAUCUCCGUCGGAUUGUAUUCUGAAUCACCUUUAAUUCACAUUGACAAGUAAGACUACCAGGUUUGUUUAGAAAAUAUGAAGAAAAAUACCAAUUUAUGGUUGUCCUAUCCAAAACGCUCAAUGAAAAUGUAAAUCUUGAACUGCGUAUUUUUCGGUUUACUGUUUUUUUCAAUAUGGGACUCAUGCCUCACAGAACAGUAGACAUUGUUGCAAAAAUCGAUAGAUAAGCUAGCUAAGAAUAUACCGCCACAAAUUCAAAUCUCAAUUCAGGGUAUUUUCGAAAAUAUAGAACCGAACGCAUAGGAGCUCCCAACAGGUGUGCAAGCGCACGGACGAACGUGGUUGUGGGGAAUACCACAUACUCGUCCACUCGAUACUCACGCGUUUUCUUCACAUUCCACAGUUAAGGUACUUUUGAAAUAGUGGGAAACAAAACAAAAAAGAUUAUGACCGAUUGGAAUAAAUCAAAGUUUGUUCUCUUCCAAAUUGAAUUUUUCUUUAUAUGAACCUAGAAUCGAGCUGCAUUUUUCCCGUCAAUUUGGUACUAUAUGUAGUGAAGAACCGCUUCACUAAUUGUCUCAUAAGUCUGAACAUUUUGAACGAAAAAAAUUAUUUUUUUUCAAGAUUUUUUUAUACGAAUGAGUGAAAUUUUAAAAAAUUAUGUGAUUUCUUUCAUUCGCAGAAAAAAUCGCAAUUAAAAGUUCUUUUUUGCCUUCUAAAGCAGGUAACCACCUUAAACUAACAUUGAAUUUAUCUCUCGAUGCAAGAAUUUAUAUUACGGAAAUUCUUUUGCCGAGAUAUUUUUACAUAAAAACAUUUGUACUUUUAAUAUAAGAGAUACAGUGUUUUGAAUCCAAAAAGUCUCAAUUUGUAAUAUAGAUUCGAAUUCCUUCUAAAUUGAAUAAAAUACGGAAAGGCCGAUUAUAAGUUUGAACGUUUUUUACCACUUCAGGGUACUUCAUGCCUAAAAAUGGUGCAGUGUAUUCUUUCAUAGUCAUUUUCCAGAUUGGAUAUACCACCAUCACAAGGCAUUGAUAUAUUACUUUAUCGACUCUAUUUUCCCUUGAUGAUCUAAAUGCCGUGUAUCUGCCACACUCACCAUCUAUAAAUGCAAACAAUGUGUGACUGUUUUACGCCACUUCCCAAUAUCGCAAUGAUUUAAAUUUAAAUUAUUAAGUAUAAGGUAUGUUUUCUAAUCGAAAUAUAAAGUUAUUUGAAUGAUCAAUCUCUGACAAACGAAAUAAAACGCGAACUGACCGAGGAAUGAUGGAGUUUAGAACACGGAACAAAAUUAUAGUUAUCGAUCAUUAUCUAUAGUCGUAAAUAAUGUGAUGAGUGUGUAAAAAACUUAGCAAAAAGUAAAAGCUACAAACAGAGAAAUCAUGAAAAAUCAUUAAACAUCGCUAAUAUAAUAAAUAAGAAUAACAAGUUUAGCAACAACCAACUAUAGCCAUUAGCACAGAUAGUAUGCAAAAGUCUAAUAUAACUACCAACAAUAAGAAAAAAAAUGUCGGCUAGGGAAACUACUAAAAUCAGUAUGAGAACAGCACACAAAGUAAUACGCUACAUGUAAUUGCCAAAGAGAAUCUUACUAAGAGCAAAUAAAAUUCGCAUAAAAUUUAA
Messenger RNA from Topomyia yanbarensis, 11367 nucleotides. RefSeq names its product guanine nucleotide-binding protein subunit beta-1-like. The record is from RefSeq and is a predicted model, not a curated record. The transcript is spliced from 3 exons. The coding region runs from base 772 to 1794 and encodes 340 amino acids. Gene Ontology annotation, cellular component: cytoplasm; heterotrimeric G-protein complex. Gene Ontology annotation, biological process: G protein-coupled receptor signaling pathway. Lineage: Eukaryota; Metazoa; Arthropoda; Insecta; Diptera; Culicidae. Gene Ontology annotation, molecular function: signaling receptor complex adaptor activity; protein binding.